AAAAUUCAUUUAGUCAACGGUGGGAUAUCAGAGAGUUCACAACGUACAACGCGAAUCUUACAUACAAACAAAAAGCAUCAUGGAUUUCUACUAUAUGCCUCUGUCUCCCCCCUGCCGAUCGGUCUUGAUGACCGCCAAAGCUGUAGGUGUCGAAUUGAACAAGAAAUAUCUUAACCUUAUGGCUGGUGAACACAUGAAACCGGAAUUUCUUAAAAUAAAUCCACAACACUGCGUCCCAACCCUGGUUGAUGGUGAUUUCGCUCUGUGGGAAUCUCGCCCGAUUAUGAUCUAUUUGGUUGAGAAAUAUGGCAAAAAAGACGAUUCUCUAUAUCCAUGCUGCCCCAAGAAACGUGCUGUUAUCAAUCAACGCCUUUAUUUCGAUAUGGGAACUUUGUACAAAAGCUUUGCUGAAUACUACUAUCCCAAAUCGUUCUACGGCAAACCCCUUGAUGAGGAAGCCUUUAAGAAAUUGGAAAGUGCCUUCGAAUUUUUGAAUACGUUUUUGAGUGGAUCCAAGUAUGUGGCUGGUGACUCAAUGACACUGGCCGAUUUUGCUAUCAUGGCCUCCUUGAGCACCAUGGUGGAGGUGGCCAAUGUUGAUAUCAGCAAAUAUGAAAAGGUGGCCAAAUGGUACAAUUGUCUUAAGGAUACAGUGCCAGCAGCUGAUGAAAACUGGGAGGGCAUUGAGGAGUUUAAGAAAUUUGUAAAUAAGUAAACAAAAUGUGUGUGAGUGUGAGUGUACGCUUCAAAAUGUAAUUCCUUGUUGUCAUUAAAUAUGUUGCUUAAAUUUAAUAAAAAUUAUAGUAGAAAAUGUAAA
Molecule: messenger RNA, 817 nt
Organism: Stomoxys calcitrans (stable fly)
Lineage: Eukaryota; Metazoa; Arthropoda; Insecta; Diptera; Muscidae
Product: glutathione S-transferase 1-1
Exons: 2
Coding region: 80-715 (211 amino acids)
Biological process (GO): glutathione metabolic process
Molecular function (GO): glutathione transferase activity
Source: RefSeq, a predicted model, not a curated record